AUGAGGCAUAGUCACUCGUCCCACUCAUCGAAGUCGUCGGGGGACAAUAAGAGCAUAGCCAGCGGCAGCAUACUCUCCGGCGAGGCAGAGGAUUUCGACGUGGAGUCCGUGGGAGAAAUCAUCAACGCCAACUCGGAUGUCUGGAUGGAAGAGAAGGUACUAUGCUCAUGCACCUACCACACACUGACAUUAACACAUAGACAAAACACACACUGA
Molecule: messenger RNA, 216 nt
Organism: Sphaeroforma arctica JP610
Lineage: Eukaryota; Ichthyosporea; Ichthyophonida
Exons: 2
Coding region: 1-216 (71 amino acids)
Source: RefSeq, a predicted model, not a curated record